CUCCUCCUUGCUGCCCAAGAUGGCUUCCCCGGGAGUGGAGCUGGGCUUCGUGGAGGAGGAGGAGGCGGCCUCCCUCUCUUCCUGGCGGCUGAGUCGGGAGCAUUUCCCUUGCAAAGUGGGCGGGAGGCCCGCGUGGCUCGGGGAGCGGGGCCUGCCGGGUCCCGGGGAGCUGCGUUGCGGCGCCUGCGGGGCUCCCCUGGCCCUGCUGCUGCAGCUCUACGCCCCCGACGAGGCCAGGCCCCAGGCCUUCCACCGGAGCCUCUUCCUCUUCGGCUGCAGGCAGGGGCCCUGCUACAGAGGCGGCGGCGCUGCUAGGCCUCAGGCCCUGAGAGUGUUUAGGAAUCAGCUGCCGAGGAAGAACGACACUUACUCCUACGAUCCGCCGCCUGAGGAGCCCCCCUUGGAGCCCCCGGGGCCUGGUGUCCCUCUGCAGCUGAAAAGCGGGGCUCCUCUCUGCCGGGUCUGCGGCUGUUUGGGGCCGAAAAGGUGCUCCAAAUGUCACAAGGCUCAUUACUGCAGCAAAGAUCAUCAGCUUAGAGACUGGAAAGCAGGACACAAAGUCUCCUGUUUGCAGCCUGACCAGACCAGUAGUGUGAUUCCAGAUCAUAAUUUUCUUUUUCCUGAAUAUGAAAUUGUAAGAGAGCCGGAAGAAAUGGGCACUUCCCACAUUAAUGAAGCAGAUCGGGAAGAUGUGGAAAAAAAAAUGAAGACUGCAUCUGCGAACAAACUGUGUGAAAAUUCCGAAUCCUUAGAUGAGAAGUUCUUGGAAGCGAUGGCAAAGCAUGAAACCCAAGAUGACAAGAUAUUUCAAAAAUUUAAAGAAAGAAUAUCUUUGGAACCAGAACAGAUUAUCAGAUACUGCAGGGAUGGGGAAGGCCCCCUCUGGAUUUCAGGGGAAAAUAUUCCCCAGGAGACAGAUAUCCCACAGUGUUUGUGUGGUAGUAAACGAGUAUUUGAAUUUCAGGUUAUGCCACAACUGUUGAAUCACCUUAAAGUUGACAGCCUUGAAGAAAGCAUUGACUGGGGUAUACUGGCUAUCUAUACCUGUGCUGAGAAUUGUAGCCUGGGCAGCCGUUACAUUGAAGAGUUCGUCUGGAAACAGGACAUAUCUGGCUCUGUUUAAGUUCUAUGAAAUCUAAAUAUUGGAAUGCUUAUCACCAUUACCAUAAAAAGGCCUUACAUGCUUAAGACAAAUAAGCCUACAAUGUGGAGCUUCUGCAUCAAACAACACGGACAAAGGAAUAUUUUCCUGUGAAUAAAAAGAUCAAGCUGAACAACUUUUUUAUGUGCCAAUAAAAGUAUUGUUUAAAUAAAAGUCCUGUUAAAACUAAA
Sceloporus undulatus (fence lizard) is the source of this 1332-nucleotide messenger RNA. RefSeq names its product programmed cell death 2 (gene PDCD2). Lineage: Eukaryota; Metazoa; Chordata; Lepidosauria; Squamata; Phrynosomatidae. The record is from RefSeq and is a predicted model, not a curated record. Gene Ontology annotation, cellular component: nucleus; cytoplasm.